AUGAAUGUUAGCAAGGUCCUGGUUCAAGUGGAUGGCAAAUUUAGGCUGGGAGAUGUUUUAGGCUCUGGCUCAUAUGCUGUCGUAUAUUCUGCAUGGAACAUCAUCAAUGAUGAUUGUGUUGCCCUCCAACUUGAAACCAUUGUUGACCACCCAUCUUCGUUAGCACGUGAAUACCACAUUUUGAAGCAACUUGAAGGCGGAAUUGGCAUCCCCUGCACCCUCUGGUUUGAUAGAGAGUCAGUGUAUCAUGCUCUGGCUCUUGAACUUCUUGGGCCAUCACUCUACCAACUCUUCCUCGCAAACAAUCAAAAAUUCAGCCUUCUCGAUGUUGUAAAUAUCGAAGAUCAGUUGCUCUCACGUCUCGAGUACAUCCACUCACAUAAUUAUGUUCAUGGUGACAUCAAACCACAGAACAUCUUGAUGGGUCUUGGAAAUUUGAAGCACACCGCCUUCAUCAUUGAUUUCGGUACCAUGAAGACAUACUGGAACACAAAAACCAGUGACCAUGUACCAUUUUGCUAUGGUCGAAGUCUCUCUGGUACUCCUGCAUUCACCUCAAUUAACAAUCACUUAGGAGUUGAGUCAGGUCAUCGUGACGAUCUUGAGUCGCUUAUCUACAUGUUAAUUUAUUUAUUGUGUGGCUUCCUUCUAUGGUUAACCAGUGACGAUGAGAAGUUGUCUGGUUCUACCAUACUCAAGCACAAAGCACACACUACCAUUGUGGAUAUAUGUCAAGACAUCCCCAUUGAGUUUGCAACUAUUCUAAUCUACAUGCACUCUCUUGCAUUCGCAGAAGAUCCCAACUACGAUCACCUUUGUUCUUUACUUCACAGGUCUUCAUGCCUCAUUACCUGCACCAGCCACAUCCAUGUUAGACUUUAG
Molecule: messenger RNA, 882 nt
Organism: Suillus bovinus
Lineage: Eukaryota; Fungi; Basidiomycota; Agaricomycetes; Boletales; Suillaceae
Product: casein kinase I isoform delta
Exons: 3
Coding region: 1-882 (293 amino acids)
Biological process (GO): peptidyl-serine phosphorylation; signal transduction; endocytosis
Cellular component (GO): nucleus; cytoplasm
Molecular function (GO): ATP binding; protein serine/threonine kinase activity
Source: RefSeq, a predicted model, not a curated record